Messenger RNA from Euleptes europaea (tarantolino), 651 nucleotides. RefSeq names its product rhophilin associated tail protein 1 like (gene ROPN1L). Lineage: Eukaryota; Metazoa; Chordata; Lepidosauria; Squamata; Sphaerodactylidae. The record is from RefSeq and is a predicted model, not a curated record. The coding region runs from base 1 to 651 and encodes 216 amino acids. The transcript is spliced from 5 exons.
AUGCCUGUUCCAGAUGUCAUGUUCUGUGCGCAGCAGAUUCACGUGCCGCCUGAACUGCCGAAUAUUAUGAAACAAUUUACUAAGGCUGCUAUUAGGACUCAGCCACGUGAUAUACUGCAGUGGUCCUAUGGAUAUUUCUCUGCUCUAUCAAAAGGAGAGCCUCUUCCCGUGAAGGAUCGAGUUGAAAUGCAGGUAGCCACACAGAAAAAUGAUACUGGUCUGACACCGGGGCUCCUUAAAGUUUUGCAUAAACAGCUAUCUAAAAAGGAAACUCUGAGUCUACAAGAACUGCAGACAAAAUGGAAAAACUUGUGCUUGCCAGUAGAACAGCUGCACUAUCUCUUACGACUGGACCACUUUGGGGACGAAGUGCCGUGGAUUAAAUUCUUUGCCCUUGGGUGCAGCGCGCUUUGUGGGUCCUUAAUGAGUUCUAUGAAGCAGGCCUGUGAAAUUCUUACAGAGGAUCCAGAGGGUGGAGCAGCACGCAUUCCCUAUGAGGCCUUUGCAUUUCUCUACUCGUACCUGGCUGGCUUAGAUGAAGAAAUACCAGAAGCAGAAACAGAAUCAUUUCUCUCUGCUCUUAAGGAACAGGUGGCGCGUAAGGACUACAUGGUCGGAGUUGCAGAUUUUUCUGGAAACAGGAGGGAUUGA